Molecule: messenger RNA, 1764 nt
Organism: Poecile atricapillus (Black-capped chickadee)
Lineage: Eukaryota; Metazoa; Chordata; Aves; Passeriformes; Paridae
Gene: RTKN
Product: rhotekin
Exons: 14
Coding region: 186-1586 (466 amino acids)
Biological process (GO): septin ring organization; actomyosin contractile ring assembly; mitotic cytokinesis
Cellular component (GO): actomyosin contractile ring
Source: RefSeq, a predicted model, not a curated record
CUGUGCGCGAUCGCGGCGCUGCGGGAGCGGCCGGAGCCCCCCCCACCCCAUCGCCCCAGCUCUGGAUGCGGCGGGACCCCCUUGGGGGGAUUUGGGGGGACCCCCCAAAAUAGCUGGGGGGGUCCCGGGGGUCCCGAUGGAGGUGGGGGGGGGGCCGCCGGCUGCGGAUCCUGGAGGAUCUCAACAUGCUCUACAUCCGCCAGAUCGCCGCCAGCAUCCAGGAGCCGGAGCUGCAGCGGGCUCUGGAGCGGGCGCUGCGGGUGCGGGAGGGGGCUCGGCGGCUCCUCCCCGCCUGCAGCCGGCCCGAGCAGGCGCUGGAGACCACCAAGACCCUGGUGCUGUGCGACGCCAGGGUGGUCGCGGCCGGGGGGGAGCUGCAGCGGCGCCAGGAGGCUCGGCUGAGGGGGGCCCGGCGCCCCUCGGAUGGCGGCGGGGCUGAGCGGGUGCCGUGCCGAGGCACCGUCUGCAUCUCAGAUUUGCGCAUCCCGCUGAUGUGGAAGGACACCGAGUACUUCAGGAACAAGGGGGAGCUGCACCGCUGUGCCGUGUUCCUGCUGCUGCAGGUGGGGGCCGAGAUCCACGACACCCCCACGGUGCUGGUGGACCGGACCCUCACCGACAUCUGCUUCGAGGGCGCCGUGCUCUUCUCGGAGGCGGGCCCCGAUUUCGAGCUGAAGGUGGAGCUGUACAGCGCGGGGCUGCCGGGCGGGGGGGCGCAGGGCAGCACCCCCAAAAAGCUGGCCACGCGUCUCAGCACCUCCCUGGGCCGCUCCUCGGGGCGCCGGGCACGGGCGGCCAUGGAGGGGGGGCCCGGCAGCCCCCCGGGAACCGGCGGCACCGGGGCACUGCUGCUGCCCCCGCCCGGUGUGCCGUGUCCCCGGUUCCAGCUCCUGGCCCACGCCGCUCUGUCCCUGGCCCAGGUGCACGAUGGGUUCCGCACCCACGACCUCGUCAUCGCCGCCGACGAGCAGAGCCCCUGCUGGGUGCCCCUAUAUGGCCGCAUGUGUUGUCGCCUGGCGGCCAGGCCGAGCUGCGUGGACACCCCCGCGGCCACCGGGACACUGCGGCUGCAGGCUCCAGGGGCUGAGGGGCCGAGCGGGCCCCCCCUGUUCUGCGUCCUGCGGGGUCCUGGGCUGCUCUGCUACGGCAGCGCUGGCGAGGCCGAGGCAGGGCAGGAGCCCACCCUCACCAUCGCUGUCACCAAGGACACGCGGGUGCGCGCGGUGGAGUCGGGGGGCCGCGGGCAGCCCCCCGGGGUGGCCGUCACCAACCGGCUGGGAGGGGAGGAGGUGACACACGCGCUGCUGGCCGAGAGCGAGGCCGAGGCUCAGCGCUGGCUCGAAGCCUUCGGGCAGCACCUCUACGAUUUGGCCCAGUGGAAGCAGUGCUGUGAGGAGCUGAUGCGGAUCGAGGAGCCCCCCCCGCGCCGCCCCCCGGCCCCACUGCCCCCCCAGGGCUCUCUGUACCACCAGACGGCCCCGCCGGGCCCCCCCGGGACCCCCCCGGGCGAGGGGCUCCUGCUGCAGGAGAAUGUCUCAGCCGAGAUCCGGGCGCUGCUCAGCUCCUACUACAGCGACAGCUAUUGACCCCUCGGAUGACAUCGCGGCGGUGACCGACAUCCUGGCCCGGCACGGGGGGGCUCCCCGUGCGCCGGGACCCCCCCCCGUGGCUGUCGCUGUUUGAGGGGCCCCCCCUGCGCAGCCCCAGCCCCCCCCGCCGGGGCAGACCCCGCACCCUGUCCCUCGACGCCCGGCUCAGCACCCU